GGUAAUUUUAAAAAGUUGGGGACUAUAGGUGAAAAAAGGUGAAACUACAGGGACUAUCCAGACAUUUUUUUCUUUAUAUAUAGUAUAUAUGUAAAUUUUAAACUUACCCAUUGUGAACUCCUUUACAAGCUUAACCCAAAUUAACCAAUUACUUUGUUUUUAGUACCCAAAUCAAAUUACAUAGUUGGCUCAAUAUUGUGAGGUCUAGUUUUGAUGUCUCUCUUGGUCAUCUUGGGCGAGUGAACGUAGAGCUCAUUUAAAAUGAUGUUAUUUAUGCACAUGCUUCUUCAGUUUUACCAAAUAAACGUUGGAAAAAUAUUUUAAGUUUUAUUUGUUUAUUUACUUUGAACAGCAACUUUUUACAUCAAUUCGUAUUUUAAUCUCAAAAAUAGCAAUACCUGAACUUCAAUGGUUUUUCCAUUUGAAAACAAACUAUUAACCCUAAUACGUGUAAUAAAUACAUGUCUCAAACCCGAUGUACAGACUCAUCUAAGAAAUUUGCCGUUAAAAAAAAACUAGUAAUUAUUUAUGUUUAUUGUUCUUCUACCAUAUUUAAAGGGGUGCUACUUUCUACACCCCCUCUAUUUACUUUUUUCACCCCCCUCCUCUCACAUACUUACAGGUGGGGCCUGCGUGGGACCGACAGUUUUCCUCUCACAAGGGGAGGUGUAAUUAGGAAGGAGGGGGGUGUGUAUAGAAUGGGCCUAUUUAAAGAUGCCAUAAUAGAUAGACAGAUAGUACAGGAUAUGAACGUCGGGUCAAUGGGGGUAAUUCUUUUUAAUUUUAUUAAAUAUAAAAAAAUCGGUCAAUGGUCUUUUGUUAUCCUAAAAUAAGAAAAAUAGUAUCUUGGUCUUUUUUUUAUUAAUAAAAAUUUGCUCUUACCUACUAUUAAUGAAAAAUAUAAAACAUCGGUCAUUGGUCUUUGUUAUCCUAAAACAGGAAAAAUCGUAUCUUGGUCUUUUUUUUUAUUUUGGUCUUUGGCUCCCUAGCGCCAGAAGCCAUCAUUAACUUCUUGACGAGGGUUCAACGGGUCAUCCACAGCAAUUGUUUGACCCCAAGGGGGCAGGGGUUUGUGUUCGGGAGGUUGGGGUUUGCAAUUCAGAAAGGGUUGGCGGCGCAGCUUGUUGCCCGUCUACCUUCUGUUUUGAUGUAACUUAACAAGUUUUCUGGUUAUAUCAAUUGUUUACCUACUUAAAAAAUAAUAAUAAUAAUAAUAAUAAUAAUAAUAAUAAUAAUAAUAAUACAUAAAAUUGCUCUUACCUACUAUUAAUGAAAAAAAAUAAUAAUAAUAAAGAUGACUUAUGAAAUAAAAAUAGUAGAAUAUGCUGACUUUUCGACUAUAUAUGCUGACCUGCACCUCGAUUUCUGUCACACAAAUCUCAAGUCGAUCCAUUGAGGUGCCAAAGGCCUAAAACAACAAGGAUCACGUUAAGUUACAUAUCCCAAGAUGCCAAAAAAUGUUAAAACAACUCCCAUAGGCAUUGAUCUUGGAACAACAUACUCGUGUGUUGCGGUCUGGUUUGAUCAACAUAACCGUGUUGAGGUCCUUCCUAAUGAACAGGGUAAUACCAUUACUCCAUCAUGUGUGGCUUGCAACGACACCCAACUUUUAGUAGGUGAAGGUGCCAAAAAUCAAAUCACUAGGAACCCCACUAACACCGUUCACAGUGUCAAGCGUUUAAUGGGUAGCAGAUUCAGCGAUAUCAGAUUCCAGAAAGACAUACAAUCAUUUCCCUUUAAGGUAAUCGAAGGAUCUUCUGAAAAGGCAACAAUUGUACUUGAGCAUAAAGGUGCAAACAAGGAAUUUUCACCUGAAGAAAUAUCUUCUAUGAUUCUAAAGAACCUAAAAGCGGCUGCAGAGACAUACCUCGGAACAAUAGUUACAGAUGCAGUGAUUACCGUACCUGCAUAUUUCAGUGACAAGCAACGACAGGCAACAAAGGAUGCUGGUGCACUGGCUGGCCUUAAUAUAAUGCGCCUAAUCAGCGAACCCACAUCAGCUGCAAUUGCCUAUGGUCUAGAUAAGAUUGCUGACCCAAAUCACCCAAAAGAGAAAAAUGUGUUCGUCUUUGAUUUGGGUGGGGGAACAUUUGAUGUGUCACUUCUUACCAUCAGUAGGGAAGGAAAGAUAAGCGUUAAAGCUGUUGGGGGUGACACUCAUUUGGGGGGAGAAGAUUUUGACAGGGCAACGGUUGAUCAUUGUGUACAAGAAUUUAAGAAAAGACAAAAGAAAGAUGUCCAUUUAUCUGCAAAAGCGAUGGGGAGGUUGAAAGUUGCAUGUGAGAAAGCAAAGAGAGAUUUGUCCUCAACAACUCAAACUUCUAUUGACAUCGAUGCCCUCCAUGACGGAACUGACUUCUCAAUGAAGCUCACCCGGGCAAAAUUUGAGGCGUUAAAUGCUAGUUUUUUUGAAAAGUGUAUUCAACAUGUGGAAGAUUGUUUAAGAGAUGGGAAUAUGCACAAAAAAAAUGUCGAUGAUAUCGUCCUUGUUGGUGGGUCGACUAGGAUUCCUAAGGUGCAACAAAUGCUGGGGGAAUAUUUUGACGGGAAACCACUUUCCAAGACCAUUAAUGUUGAUGAAGCUGUCGCUUAUGGUGCAGCAGUGUUGGCUGCAAACUUAAGUGGUAAGGGAAAUCAAGCUCUAAAGAAUAUGACACUUUUAGAUGUGACCCCUUUGUCCCUUGGUAUUGAAAUCAGUGACGGAGAUAUGAGUGUAAUAAUCCCAAGGAACACACCAAUACCCACCAAGAAGGAAAAUAUUUAUCAGACACGGUUCGACAAUCAAACAUCACUCGCAGUGCCUGUGUAUCAGGGUGAGUGUGCUGAAACGAAAGACAACAUCUUGCUUGAUAAAUUCACUCUUUAUGGCGUUCCACCAGGUCCUAAAGGUAAAGAAAAAAUGAAGGUUUACUUUAGUAUAGAUGCCAAUGGUAUUCUUGAUGUCACAGCUGAGUUGGUAUCUAAUGGUAAUAAAAGAAGUAUAGUAAUUGCUGGGAGUGCAAAUGUGUCCAAGGAUGACAUCGAGAAGAUGCUAAAAAAGGUUGAGUUAUGAAUUCAUAUUUUUCUUUUCUGAAAGUUUGUAUUGUUUGUUAUCAACUUCAAAUUUUAAUGUAUGUUGCUUUAUUUUAUGGGUAUUAAAUAAUGGUUUAUUUGAGAUUCA
Helianthus annuus (common sunflower) is the source of this 3160-nucleotide messenger RNA. Its product is annotated as heat shock cognate 70 kDa protein. Lineage: Eukaryota; Viridiplantae; Streptophyta; Magnoliopsida; Asterales; Asteraceae. Gene Ontology annotation, biological process: protein refolding; cellular response to unfolded protein. Bases 1448 to 3052 code for a protein of 534 amino acids. The transcript is spliced from 3 exons. Gene Ontology annotation, molecular function: ATP hydrolysis activity; ATP binding; ATP-dependent protein folding chaperone. The record is from RefSeq and is a predicted model, not a curated record. Gene Ontology annotation, cellular component: cytoplasm.